This is a messenger RNA of Candidula unifasciata, 1404 nucleotides long. Lineage: Eukaryota; Metazoa; Mollusca; Gastropoda; Stylommatophora; Geomitridae. The record is from the annotation of a GenBank genome assembly.
AUGAGAAACGCCACUUUUAAUAAUUCUGGCACCUUCCAUUUGAAGACGAACGUCCUCAAUGCAAUUGCUGGUCAAGCAGACGAGGAAACAGUUACCGAUCAUAAUUUUCGUACAAAUCUGUCAUCAUAUUCCAAUGGCAAUGUGUAUUCUAACAUCUCGUUUGAUAUGCCUCUUUACGAGCUUAAGAAUCCUGCUAUUGGAGUUCUACUAGCAUCCUUCAGUUUAAUCGUCGUUGUGGGUAACGUCAUGGUUAUCAUCGCUGUGGCCAGAGAGAUGUACCUUCGAACAGUCACCAACUACUUCAUAGUUUCCCUGGCUAUCGCUGAUGUCAUGGUCGGAGGUGUGGUCAUGCCGUUCAGUAUCAGCAAUGAGCUCACCAGUUCCGUUUGGCUGUACGGUCAGGCAUGGUGCGAUCUUUGGAGGUCUCUGGAUGUCCUAGCCUCUACAGCAUCAAUUCUAAAUCUGUGUGUUAUCUCCCUAGACCGUUACUGGGCAAUCACCGACCCUAUAGCAUACCCGAGUAAACUUUCCAACAGCAAAGUGUCAGUUCUCAUCGCUUUAGUCUGGCUCUGCUCGGCUGGUAUAUCCUUUCCAGCCAUUGCUUGGUGGAAAGCUGUGACGCCUGUAGACUAUUCCAUUAAUCAGUGUUUAUUCACAGAGGACAGCGCUUAUCUGAUCAUAUCAUCAGUCGUGUCAUUUUAUAUUCCAACAAUCAUCAUGAUGUUCGUCUAUGCUAAGAUAUACAGAGCUGCCAGGGCUCAAUCAGAGGGUAUUAAAAGCGGAAGUAAAAUAACAUCUGACUGCCCACGUGGUCACAACGGAGAGGUCAUGACCUUACGGAUACACAGAGGUGGGUAUCGAUUGCGAAAUGAUUGUAACCCUGUUGCUGGUGCAUUUGAUCCUCGCACCAAUGACAGUGAAGAUGACAUUUCUGUUCACUCAACACGACAUCAUAUAUGUCAUGGCGACCACCAUGAGCGCCCUACAACCUUCAUUACCAAAAAGAUUCGCCAUUUUGCAAUCAGUAAGAAAAUUACGAAGCUUGCCAGGGAGCAGAAAGCUGCUAAAACACUAGGCAUUGUAGUUGGAGUGUUUAUAAUCUGCUGGGUGCCGUUUUUCUGUGCUAACAUUCUCUAUGGUAUAUGUCACGAAGAGUGUGUUUACAGACCCAACAUUCUCUUUCCGGUGUUUACGUGGCUAGGCUACCUAAACUCUGGAAUGAACCCUAUUAUUUACGCUUUGUCAAUGAAAGACUUCCGUCGGGCCUUUAGUAAAAUGAUAUUCUGUUGUCCACGUUAUAGAUACAGCCACGUUAAAAGACACCCCUUCAGCCAGGCUAACAGUCACUCCACCUCCAGUUUCACUGCUACAUGCGGGGAUCGCUGUGUGACAUUACGGAUUUGA